AUGUAUACAGCUCUUCGGUACUUUUAGCAGGUACCUAGGUACUUACCAGGUAGGUGCUAAGGUGGGAUGGGCGUACGGAUCCCAAUCUGCUUCAUGGUGGUGGGCAUCAUGCAGACCCCGCACGCAGAAGCAUUGUAGAGUGUUACUCGAGCACGAGCAGAGACGGUUAACGAGAGAGCAGGCAGUGGUAGAGGGGCAACGCCGCUGGAGCGAUGGGAGGGACCUCAGGUCCAUAUAAACCCGGCCUCGUCCGCCUCGUAGAUGGUUGUCUUUUGCUUCGCUUCCCAUCACAGUUAUUUGCUCUGUUCUAGGUCAAAGGCCAUAAGAAGCUGUUCUAGGUAGGUGAUAGCUCUCGAUGGCAAACCGGGUGUUCAUCCUCGCAUAAAGUCAUCCAAGAUUGGGCCUUUGCUAACAUCUACCGUCAGAUAAUCACCACUAAAAAACCCAAUUCGAGACAGUAAUCACCACUCAACCACUCAGACACAAUGGUCAAGGUCCUUCUCGUACUCUAUGAUGGUUGCCAGCAUGCCAAAGACCAGCCUGGCUUGCUCGGGACGACGGAGAACGAGCUCGGCCUGAGGAAGUAUCUUGAAGACAAUGGCCACACCUUGGUUACAACCUCUGACAAGGAAGGAGAGAACUCUGUUUUCGAUCGUGAGCUCGUUGACGCCGAAAUUAUCAUCACCACCCCCUUCCACCCAGGUUACCUCACCAAGGAACGCCUCGCCAAAGCUAAGAAGCUCAAGCUUGCCAUCACUGCCGGUGUAGGAUCAGACCACGUUGAUCUAGAUACCGCCAACAAGACCAACGGCGGCAUCACCGUUGCAGAGGUGACUGGUUGCAAUGUCGUGUCCGUAGCGGAACACGUCGUCAUGACCAUCCUUCUCCUUGUCCGUAACUUCGUGCCGGCACACCAACAAGUCACAAGUGGAGGAUGGGACGUGGCAGCUGUUGCUAAGAACUCUUACGACCUCGAGGGCAAGGUUGUUGGCACAGUCGCUGUCGGCCGUAUUGGAGAGCGUGUCCUGCGUCGUCUCAAGCCAUUCGACUGCAAGGAGUUGCUCUACUACGACUACCAACCACUAAAACCAGAGGUUGAGAAGGAGAUUGGUUGCCGUCGGGUUGAGAAUCUUGAGGAGAUGCUUGGACAAUGCGAUAUCGUCACCAUCAAUUGCCCACUACACGAGAAGACGCGAGGUCUCUUCAACAAGGAGUUGAUUUCUAAAAUGAAGAAGGGUGAGUCGUCAACUAGGGUUUACGUUACCCUAUGUAGUUUCCCUUUACCUUGGAUGCUAACGGCUUUCUAGGAUCCUGGCUCAUCAACACUGCCCGUGGCGCUAUAGUCGUCAAAGAAGAUGUGGCUGAAGCUGUCAAGUCUGGCCACCUCCGUGGAUAUGGUGGUGAUGUUUGGUUCCCUCAGCCAGCUCCAAAGGACCACCCACUGCGAUAUGUCCAGGGUCCAUGGGGCGGUGGUAACGCGAUGGUGCCUCAUAUGUCUGGCUCAACUAUCGAUGCUCAGAUUCGAUAUGCAGAAGGCACCAAGGCUAUCCUUGAAUCAUACUUGUCUGGUAAACAUGAUUAUAGGCCUGAGGACCUCAUCGUCCACAAGGGAGAGUAUGCCACUAAGGCAUACGGCGAGAGAAAGUAGGUCCAGGAUCUCUGUGUAGGUGGGCGGGUGUAAAGCCCGUGGGAUACUUCUGUGUAUGAGGCUGGGACAGGAUGUCUUUUCCUUUAGCCCCAGGAUCAGCAUGUGCAUAAUGACAUAUCUUUCUUUCCUUUACUUUUGUCUACCUACUUUCUUUAUCUCUCACAUCAGGACCUCUGAAAACGAAAUAUGGUUCGACUCUAGUGUUUCUUAACAGGAAUAACAAAUUCAUUGCUUCCCACGAAUAAUUCAGGUUGGUUUCUAUGGUCCAAUGAGAUCCUCGUCCUAUCUGCGGCGAUACCGGGUCUGGUUGAAGUCUAUGGACUAGAAUUAAUGGAGAAGCUGUGUAUUCAAAGCCGCACUUUUCUACUUUGCCUGGGAGAAAGCAUUCAUCAUAUAGAGAAGCACGCGCAGAAUCGCGCAUUCUCCAUUUUUUUUACCCUCCACAUAGCUCUCGAGAGGCAGCUGUUCAAACCAUAUCUAGCUUAAACAACGCAGCACCUAAUUAUAGACCCAAAUCAUUAGUAAUAAAGGUACCAUCUUUUGGCCUUGCAGAGACGCGCCAUCAAGUAUAUGCAAGUAAAGAACUCAAUACAUGUAUCCAAUGCAAUGCGCCAGCCCUUGCACAUUAAAGUUAUUUCAUGAGAGAACGCCAUGAUAUUCCGUAUUAUCAUUGUUGGCUUAGAGGUAUAAUGGGUAUCUUUCAAAUAAUCAUCCAGAAAACCAGGCCGUGGUAGGAUAUAGAGCUUGUCGAAGUGGUGGCCAAUCAUAAUGCAUCAGAUAUAUGUUGGUAUACGAGACCCAGCUUGGAAUAUUAGUACAUUAUGGCUCGGAAGGCUGCCACCUAGUAUCUUGGGUUCAACCAAAGGCAGUGCUUAUGCGCACAGAACCAAUCAAGUAGCAUCCUUAAAUCAUGGGCAACGAGCUCUUGUAGAGAAUAACAUUCUCCAGUCAUGGAUCUCAUGGCUUCAGAUCCGAGAAUAUACCGGAGUACAGUUCAACCCUGCUCCCAUCUACGGUAAAACAAGCUACGUAUGGGAUGCGGAGUACCAACUGUAGGGCCCUGAGUCUGAAAGAUAUCCAAUUAUCGGGUCGAGCCGUAGAAAUAAUAGAGCCUGACUCACCAAGGGGAUGCAAGGUAUAGAGUUGAAACAACGCUGCACGGACUGUUCCCCAGGGUGAGUUACUCAUGUGUGAUAACCACGCUUGUUGGCUGCAUUGGCGGAUCCAGCUAGGUGACGGACAUGAACGGUUAUGUUAGUUAUAUGGGCUACUCCGUACAUAUGGGCUACUCCGUACAUCAUCGUCCUCGACGUCGGCUGCGACAUAUCAGCGUAAUGGGGGGCAACGAUACCCAGCGUUUUGGGGCCAAGAAGGCUUAGCAGGCAUUGGGAACAGCCACUCUUUCAAUCACAAGGCCAUUGCCCUGCAGUUAAAUAGGCGAAGAACUAAAUAAAUCACGAGACCGGACAGUCCGGC
Molecule: messenger RNA, 3124 nt
Organism: Trichophyton rubrum CBS 118892
Lineage: Eukaryota; Fungi; Ascomycota; Eurotiomycetes; Onygenales; Arthrodermataceae
Product: formate dehydrogenase
Exons: 4
Coding region: 486-1307 (273 amino acids)
Cellular component (GO): cytosol
Molecular function (GO): NAD binding; formate dehydrogenase (NAD+) activity; oxidoreductase activity, acting on the CH-OH group of donors, NAD or NADP as acceptor
Source: RefSeq, a predicted model, not a curated record